Molecule: messenger RNA, 354 nt
Organism: Closterium sp. Yama58-4
Lineage: Eukaryota; Viridiplantae; Streptophyta; Zygnematophyceae; Desmidiales; Closteriaceae
Source: the annotation of a GenBank genome assembly
AUGGUGUUUAAGGGGAAGCCGACGUUCGAUGUAACGCCGCCGGACGAUUUCGACCCGAAGAACCCGUACGCGGAUCCAGUGGCGAUGCUCGAGCAUCGCGAAUGGCUGGUUCGCGAAAAGAUGGUCGCGAUCGAGCGUGCGAAGCUGCUUCGCGAACAGUUGAAGCAGUGUUACCGCACCGAGGGGGUGAAUCAUAUUAAGAACUGCAGCGAGCUGGUGCAAAAAUACCUGUCGUCGAUUAAGAACGUCGGGUGGGACUAUGUUGAGAUACGGAGCUGCACAGGAGAGCAGACAAUGCAGGUGCUGAGACUGAUUACUCCUGCCGUACGUUACGUCACAUUGCAUGCCUAUUGA